This is a messenger RNA of Gymnodraco acuticeps, 5517 nucleotides long. Its product is annotated as cyclin-dependent kinase 17-like. The record is from RefSeq and is a predicted model, not a curated record. Gene Ontology annotation, cellular component: nucleus; cytoplasm; synaptic vesicle. Gene Ontology annotation, biological process: neuron projection development; protein phosphorylation; exocytosis. Bases 1275 to 2813 code for a protein of 512 amino acids. Gene Ontology annotation, molecular function: protein kinase activity; ATP binding. The transcript is spliced from 16 exons. NCBI's taxonomy places the organism in Eukaryota, Metazoa, Chordata, Actinopteri, Perciformes, Bathydraconidae.
UAUGCAGGUGUGUCACCUAGAGCCAUUUAUGUGUGUAGUAGCGAAAGGCAUGCACCGUUACGUGUGUGCAAUGGUAUGUAGGAGGGAUAGUGUGUGUAUGUGGGCACGAGAUGAGAAUGAUAAUGGCCGAUGAUUCAGUUCCACGAGGAAGGACGGAAAGAGAAACAGGAAGGUGGAGAAAAUGCAUGAGAGGGGGGAGAUGUGAGCUAGGAUGCUAGAGGCGUCACUCAAAAGCUUCAGGGUUUUAAUGUCUGCGCUAGAGAGUGAUAAGGACGAGGACGCAGGUGGAGCAGGAGAGAGAGCAGGCAAAUAAGAUGGGGCGAUAGAGACGGAGUGAAAGAAAGAGGCUGGUCGGGCAGAAAAUGUUGUCGUCGGCUCCUGAAUAGAAAGAGGAGAGUACUGUAUAUUUAACACCAUCUCUGGACCCAGAUGGAGAAGAGAAGAGCGAGGGAGGGAGGGAGAGAUGGAGACAGACGGAGGGUGGUAGAGAGAGAAAGAUUGGUAUCACAUGAGAGCAAGGUAGGACUAACGGCACUGAAAGCACUGAUAGGGGCGCCAGAGGCAAGGAGGGAGCAAUCGAGAGAGGAUGAAUAGAGUGGUGUGCUGAAUAACAGUGGAAGAACAGAAGGAACAAAACAUCAGGAAAAAGAAGAAGACACUGGACUGAACAUGGAAAAGUGAACGUGAAGGAAAUAACUCGGAUAGUUGAAAACCGAAAGAAGGUGUUUUUCUUCGUAAAAGGAGCUGUAGGUGUCUAGGUGUGUGAGCUUCGGCGUGAAUUAUAGAGAUGGACACAUAACACCUGUUAUUCCUGAAUGAAGGGGUGUAACAGUUUUCAGCUGGUUCUGUUGCACUGUCUCUGCAGCAUUUUGUCUACCUGCACGGAGUUUGACCUUCCUUAGUCAGCAGGCAGAGUGAGACUGCAGAGAGAAAAAGAGCGAGUAAGAAAGAGAGGUGGAGAGAGGGAGUGUCUACAGAAAAACAGAGUGUGUUAAAGUGGAGUAGUAGCCGAGGGAGUUGUUGCAUUUUGAUUAGUGUGCCUGUGCAGCCUGCACUGUCCUCCCGACGUAAGACGGUUUAGUUCUGCCUGGGACUCUAUGGAGAUACAGACCCCGUUUACCCUCAAACAGCAACCAUCUCUGAAGCCCCCGGUCCCACCCAGACUGGACUGAAGUGAUUUCCAUCUCCUCGACUAGGCCCUGGCUCUUUCUAAAAUGUCUCUUUGAAUUUUUAAUCACACCUCCAACUGUAGUGUUUUUGAAUCCUCUGGAACAAUGGAUACGUCAGGCAACCACCAAGGGUGCCCUGCACGUGCUACCGGUGUAGGAGACUCAAGGUUGGGGGAGGCUAGGAUGGGAGAGGGGAUAAGAAUGGGGGAAAGAGAGACCCCACUUAGGCUGUCACCUUUCCGUAUGCUACGAAUGCUGGACUCAUGCCGUCCUCCUGGAAGCCGUAUUGGUAUCGUCCAUGAGAAUGUGAAGAUGGGAUCAGACGGGGAGAGCGACCAGGCCUCUGGGACGUCUUCUGACGAGGUCCAGAGUCCAGUCCGGGUCCGGAUGAGGAACAACCACCAUCGGCGCAUCUCUAAUGAGGACAUCAACAAGCGCUUGUCUCUCCCAGCUGAUAUCAGGCUACCGGAGGGCUACUUGGAGAAGUUUGCCAUGAACAGCCCCCCCUUUGACAAACCCAUGAGCCGCAGGCUACGGCGUGCUUCAUUGUCUGAAAUCGGCUUUGGGAAACUUGAGACCUACAUCAAACUGGACAAACUAGGGGAGGGGACCUAUGCUACAGUGUUUAAGGGGCGAAGCAAGUUAACAGACAACUUAGUAGCUCUGAAGGAGAUCCGGCUGGAGCACGAGGAGGGCGCGCCCUGCACGGCUAUCCGGGAAGUGUCUCUACUGAAGGACUUGAAGCACGCCAAUAUUGUCACUCUCCAUGACAUCAUCCACACUGAGAAGUGCCUGACACUCGUGUUUGAGUACCUGGAAAAAGAUCUGAAGCAGUACAUGGACGACUGUGGGAGCAUAAUGAGUGUUCACAAUGUCAAGAUAUUCCUUUUCCAGCUGUUGCGAGGUCUGGCGUACUGCCACAGAAGAAAGGUCCUCCACAGAGACCUCAAACCCCAGAACCUGCUCAUCAAUGAGAAAGGAGAGCUCAAACUGGCAGAUUUCGGUUUGGCGAGAGCUAAAUCUGUUCCUACGAAGACCUACUCCAAUGAAGUUGUGACAUUAUGGUACCGGCCACCAGAUGUGCUUCUGGGCUCCACUGAGUACUCUACACCCAUUGAUAUGUGGGGUGUGGGCUGCAUCUUUUAUGAGAUGAUCACUGGCAGACCUCUCUUCCCUGGAUCCACUGUGGAAGAUGAGCUACAUCUCAUAUUCCGCAUCCUAGGUACUCCUACAGAAGAGACUUGGACUGGAAUCACCACCAGUGAAGAGUUUAAGACGUACAAAUUUCCUCGAUACAACGCAGAGCCCCUCGUCAACCACGCACCCAGGAUAGACAAUGAUGGUCACGACCUCCUCUCACUGCUUCUUCAGUUUGAGGCUAAGAAGCGGGUAUCAGCUGAAGACGCUCUGAAACACUCGUAUUUCAAAUGUUUUGGGGAGGAGGUUCAAACGCUGUCUGACAUCACAUCCAUCUUCUCUGUAAAAGGCAUUCAGCUUCAGAAGGAUCCAGGGAAGAGAUCCUCAGUCUUCCCAGAGUCAACGAUGGCCCAUAAGCUAGGCUCUGCACCCUCGCAGUACUUCCAGAGAGAAGCAGCCAAUCCCAGGGCUCAGAGUCAAAAUCUCUCCUCCACUUCCACAGGCUGAGUGGCCCCUACCGUUCCGCCCAGGGGAAGAGCAGGAGGCAGAGUGUGUUGUUUUAGUGCUGGCCGGGGCGCUGAGGUGAGGAGGACAGAGACACGUGGAGCUGUCCUGUCAGACAUACGUUCACUGACCCUGCCACACACACACUGAAGGAGCGACACACACCCUGCCACAGAAACACACACACUGAAAAAAAUACACACACACAUACUUGAAACAAAACCACCCAGAAUUUAGGCUGAAGAAUUUGUACUUGACAAUAAAAAUAAAUAAAGACUCAGUUAAAUUUAAGGAUGAGAGAAGCGGGGAAAUGCCGUUAGAAAAGUGGGAGAGUACAAGAUUCUCCUUGCUGCUACUACCGCUGCUGUCCAGAAGAGGGCAGCGUUUAAGGAGUGGGCUGGCUCGGUUUCUGAACAGAACUUGCUGCAUCAGUGAGCCGUGAGGAAGAAGUCUAAGGCGAAGAAAGAGAAGGAACUUUCUUGUGCUCCUUUUCUUUUUUGUUCGGACUGUUGUUGUACAUAAAUAGACUGAGCUGUAGAACUCUGCUUUUUUCAUAACACGCCUCGGCCUGAAUCCAAACUCAGAAUAUUGCACCUGAACCCUAAACCCUCGCCUGACCUCUUGGCCCUUUAUUACGCAAUCUUUAAAACAACACAUAGAAAUACACAAUCUCUUUCUUUCUCUCAUUCUCUAGCUCUCUUGAAUAAACACACAUAAACACACACACACACACACACAGACACACACACACUUAUGAUUCACUUGAAAGUUAAGAGUCUGUAGAAAAGUGGAGUUUACAGAUAAACUUUAGCACCUUAUUGUCCAGUAGAAGUCAGGGUGGCUGUCAUUACGUUACCUCAUCACUCAAGCAGAGUAGGAUGUAAAGUACAUGCUAGAUUUAGAAUGAAGAAGAAUCAAAUAACAAACCAAAAAAACAACAACAAUACUACACUAAAAUAAAACACUAAAGACACUCACAAACCAGUCGUCGACAAUUAUUGCAUUUGCUCACAUGCUGUAAAGAACACUACGCUGCAAGACACUCCUGUUCUUAGUAGACAAGAAGGAAAACCUUUACGGAUAGAGAGGUUUACAAAUCCUCAACUGCUUAUUCCUAGACACACCCUUUCCUCUUUUGCCUUGACUCAGAAGUUGUCUUGAUGUGCUGUGUGAUGUACAGGUGUUGAUGUUAAAACGUUCUCUUUGCACCUGCUUUUACCUCUUUAGAUCAUCCCAAACAUCUCCCUCUAAUCUCUAUUUGCAUUUAUUUUUACUCUUCUUAUUUUUCAAUCUGUAUAUAUCAUACUUUUUACUUGUCAGAAGCAAUGAUACUUCCAGGAUGCUGUUCUCAGUCUUUACUGUGUUCCCACCGGAACAGUGUGUCGACUGGCUGGGGACGUGUUGCACAUUCCUUGAGCUCAGGACUUAACGCUAGUGUUGUUUUGUGGAUGCUGUGAGGUGCAGCUGGUCUUGUAUGUCUCCCCAUGUGUGGCAGAGAAUGUCAAACAUGGCCUAAAACCCUUUUGCAAAGCUGGUUCAGACUAUGUGAAGGAGUAUUUUCAUCCUUUCAUUUGUCUGUGUCAUACUUAGUUAAUUUCACCAAAUGAUUGCUGUCCAGUGACUACCUUACCCACGUCUGUAGUAUACUUGUCAUCUUCUUCGAGCAUGUUUGUGUAUUAAACACUGAGUUGGUAUGUGAAAUAGCUUCUGCUGGAAAAUACCGUCAGUCGGUUUAGUGCAUGGGACAUGACAUUACAUGAUUAUUGUUUUUACAUCAAAACACACAUUCAACUGUAAUGGCUCCUCAUUGAGUCUGAAGACUGUUCUCUUUAAUAAAACGAAGACAAUGACAACACAGUAGUCAGCAACAAUGGCAUGUGCUGCCGGCAUUGGGACCAGAUAGUUUGUAGGACAAAUUUGCCUCGAUCUCAAUCUUUGAGCGUUUAAUAGGACUUGAAGGACUCAGACACACUGUUGUUUCCCGCUGAUAACUUUACAGGCUGCCACAAACUACAGGACCAAGUCAAUCCUCCAAGCACCAGGUGUUCAAGCACACAACUGUUUCACACACCAAUCAGUUGAAAUGUCAACGUGUACUGUAUCCUACGAGAUGGCUUGUGAGUGUAGAUUGGAGUUGCCUGUUCUUCAGGCACUGACCUUGGGUCAUUUCUGCAUCUUUUUUGAAAAUGGAUUCAAAAAGGGUGAAUUGAUCCCAUGUCUUUGCCUGUAAGAAGGACUACCUAUUAACCCAGAGUGUGACAGUAUGUAGCAUGUACAUAGUUGAUCCCUUGCUCUGUAUAUAUAUAUAAAAGUGUACAGGUUUGAAACAGCUGUUCACACUCUGGCUUUUUUUUUGCUUUUCCUUUAUGAAAGUCAUAGCAAUAUUUCUGUAAUCAAUAAAAAGCCAAGGUAAUAGGAAGAGUGUGAUUGCAUUUGUGUUAUUUUAGCGAAGGAGAAAUGACUGUGAAUGAUCAAACUGUGAGACUUGACUUGAGGGUUUUUUUUCUUGCUGUUUAACAUGCUGGAUCCAAAAGGCUGGACUGAAGUAUCAUGUUGCAAAGGAGUAUAACACACUGUUUGUUUUUAUUUUAAUCAAUGAAAGCCAUAAAGGUGACAAUGGUCUGUGUAUGAGGGGUGUGAACCAUGUUUGAGCACAGACCAAAGCUGGAUGACGUGUACACCUAAUAAAUAAAAUAAUGUAAUUACC